GGUAGUACGUCGACUGUAAAAAUGUUGUGUGCUAAGCAAAAAUCGAUAUUCAUAAACUUUAAAUCAGUUAAAUGUCUGUCAAAUGUAUUCUCGAGAUUACUAAGUACACAAACUGUACAAAAUGUAAUCAAUUUAAACAAUAACAAAUACGAAUCAGAUGAUUACUCAAAUCUGACACCGAAAAUCAUGAGUUAUCUCGGUCGGAAUAUUUAUCUUCAGAAAAAUCAUCCGCUCUCAAUGAUGAGACAGAAGAUAAUAAAAUAUUUCUACCAAGAAUAUUCAAAUCCUAAAGGAACACCCCUCUUCAGCGUUUAUGAUCGACUGAGUCCUGUAGUAUCAACGAAACAGAACUUUGAUUAUUUGUUAAUUCCUCCAAAUCAUCCCAGCAGAGCAAAGAGUGACUGCUAUUACAUAAACAGAGAAUAUAUGUUAAGAGGCCAUUGUACAGCUCACCAACUUGAUCUUCUAAGAUCUGGACUGGAUAAUUUCUUGAUUGUUGGAGAUGUAUAUCGAAGAGAUGAAAUCGAUUCAACGCAUUUUCCAGUAUUCCAUCAGGUUGAUGCGGUUCGAGUCGUUCAUAAUGAUAAAUUGUUUAAAAACAAUCCUGAUUUGGAGAUUUUUGAGAAAGAAUUUGUCAACAACGAUAUUGCUGCGAUUGGAUCAUCAGAUAAAUGCAUAGAUCAAGUGAAACAACCUUGUCACACUGUUGAAGCUGUAAAGCUUAUUGAACAUGAAAUGAAAAAUGUUCUUGAAGGUAUGGUGAAAGCGAUUUUUGGCAAAACGUUAAAACAUCGAUGGGUCGAUGCAUUUUUUCCAUUCACACAACCUUCCUGGGAACUAGAAAUAUUUCAUAAGGGAAAAUGGGUGGAAAUACUUGGUGCCGGUGUAAUGAGAAAUCAAAUUCUUAAGAGAGCUGGAGUUGAUAAUUCUAUUGGAUAUGCCUUCGGUCUUGGAUUGGAACGUCUCGCAAUGAUUCUUUAUGAGAUUCCUGAUAUCCGAUUGUUUUGGAGCAAAGAUAGUGGAUUUUUAAAUCAAUUCGAUGAAAGCGAUUUAAAGAAAAUUUUCAAAUACAAACCAGUGUCGCAAUAUCCUCAAUGCGCAAAUGAUAUAUCGUUUUGGUUACCAACCGAACUUCCAAUUGAAGCAUUUUCUCCCAAUGAUUUCUACGAUUUGGUACGAAACAUCGCUGGGGAUAUAGCAGAACAAGUGACUUUAUAUGAUAAAUUCACUCAUCCUAAGACUGGCCGAAACAGUUUAUGUUUCAGGAUUGUCUACCGUCAUAUGGAACGUACUUUGACCCAGAAAGAAGUAAAUGAAAUUCAUUCUAAUAUAGGAAAAUCAAUUGUUGACAAAUAUGGGGUUACAAUAAGAUAAAAAAAUAAAAAAAACUUAAAUUAAAUUGUUAGACUUA
This is a messenger RNA of Clunio marinus, 1411 nucleotides long. The record is from the annotation of a GenBank genome assembly. Lineage: Eukaryota; Metazoa; Arthropoda; Insecta; Diptera; Chironomidae.